AUGCACAUUUAUAACUCUCCCAAAGUAAACUAUUUUUAUGCACAAAAAUUUAAAACAUACGUCCAGGUUCCUUCCCAUACAACCGUCUGUCUUCAUUGUUAUCUGCAAUGGGCAUUCGGCUACAAUCAGGGUACUCAAAAUCUAAAUCCAAUCGAUAGAUUAAUCCAGUGGUAUUUUCGAACAUUGAAGUGA
Rodentolepis nana is the source of this 192-nucleotide messenger RNA. The record is from the annotation of a GenBank genome assembly. Lineage: Eukaryota; Metazoa; Platyhelminthes; Cestoda; Cyclophyllidea; Hymenolepididae.